Messenger RNA from Salvelinus namaycush (lake trout), 1212 nucleotides. Its product is annotated as lipopolysaccharide-induced tumor necrosis factor-alpha factor homolog. Gene Ontology annotation, molecular function: zinc ion binding. The record is from RefSeq and is a predicted model, not a curated record. The coding region runs from base 672 to 974 and encodes 100 amino acids. NCBI's taxonomy places the organism in Eukaryota, Metazoa, Chordata, Actinopteri, Salmoniformes, Salmonidae. The transcript is spliced from 3 exons.
ACUUGUUAGAAGAGGGGUGUCUUUUAAUUUUGUUUAGAGAAAACACACAACUCGUCCCUACCUUAUUUCAGAGGUGAGGAUGUUUUUGUAUGGAGGUCAAUGAGAAAGUGUUCAGUUUGGUUACCAAAAGCUGCCCUGACUUACUUGCAACAUUUGGCUUAUUUGAUGGAAUAUACGUUUAGUAAUGAUUAGGUUGUUACAAGAGUACUGAUAUAAGUAGGACAUGUGACAUCCCGACAACUUUGAGAAAAAACACUUUAUAUCAGAAUUGUGCCUGGUCACCACUAGUUACUACAACCACAAAGUCCUAAACCCCACUUAAAAAUGUAUCUUCUUAAAAUGUGAUUUUAAACCGAACCCUAACCACGCUGCUAACCUUAUAUCUAACCCUAACCUUAAAAUAAUACCAAAGAAGCUUUUAGUUUUCAUGCAUUUUUUACGAUAUAGCUAAUUUUGACUCUGUGUUUGUGGUAACUAGUAUAAACCGUUGUGUCUGUUGUUCACACGUGUAUCUACCCUCUCAUUGGCUAGAAUGGUCUCACCUGAGCUUUAUUUUUUAUUUUUACAACUCCUCCCGACAGCAGCACUCCACCAGCCCCCGGCAGCUAAAGAGAUAUUUAUUGGUGGAUUUAUUCAUUGACAUUUAUCUCUUAUCAGUUCUCCAACCAGACAUGAACCAACAACCUCCCCAGACACAACCUACAAUCACCCCUGGUGUAACCCAGGUGGUGGUGAUGCAGCAGCCGCUGCCUAGAGACGUACCCGGCCAGAUGACGUGUCCCCACUGUCAGGUCCAGGUUUUGACAGAGACCACACACCCCACUGGACUGCUCACCUGGGUCAUCUGUGGAGCCCUCUGCUGCUUCAUGUGCUGGCCAUGCUGUUUGAUUCCAUUCUGUGUUGACUCCUGUAAGGACGUAGAACACCGCUGCCCCAACUGCAAGAGAGUGAUCCACAUCCACAAACGCAUGUGAACAGACCAAGAUGAGACGCCUGCCACAAAGUGAUCUACCUGCCACAAAGUGAUCAUCUACUGUAUAUAUGAACAGACCUAGCCACAGCCCACUGACAGUUCAGUGCGUAAUCCACAUCAGAAAUACAAUAGUCUACUGUCUCUCUGAAAUUACUGCAGCAGGAAAGCUUCCUCUACUGUCUCUCUGAAAUGACUACAGCAGGGCAGCUUCCUCUACUGUCUCUCUGAAAUGACCACAA